Molecule: messenger RNA, 4174 nt
Organism: Colossoma macropomum (tambaqui)
Lineage: Eukaryota; Metazoa; Chordata; Actinopteri; Characiformes; Serrasalmidae
Gene: trpv1
Product: transient receptor potential cation channel, subfamily V, member 1
Exons: 16
Coding region: 190-2496 (768 amino acids)
Biological process (GO): calcium ion import across plasma membrane
Cellular component (GO): membrane
Molecular function (GO): calcium channel activity; protein binding
Source: RefSeq, a predicted model, not a curated record
UCUCUUCCUCUCUCUCCACUCAGAGCUCAUCAGCAGAAGCAAUACUUGCAAAGUGAGCGCUUCCUCUUCCUCCUGCUUUAUUUCUAACGAAGCUGUGAGGUGCUAUAUGAAAGCAACUGUGCAUUUCAUCUCAGCACACAUUGGAUAAUCUACUGAACGUCUGAGCUGUGACGCUGAAAACGAAAGACAAUGAGCAGACCCUUCUAUUUGGAGGCAGAUGACGGCACAGAUGAGGAGAGGGCAAAGGCCAAAGCGGCGAGGAAGGCAUAUGGGAAGGGCUGUCCAGAGAGGGCCAGGGGGCCAAUGGACACGGACUUCCUAGAGGACCAUGGGGAGAUCGCCUGCCAAGUCAGAUUUAAUUUGAACUUCGAUAAAAAAAUACGAGGGAUAAAAGAAGACCCAUCCCAGAAGGAAAAGGAGAGGUUCGACAUCAAGAGGCUGUUUGAGGCUGUGUCCAGCGGUGAUGUAUCUAAGCUAGAAGGCCUGCAUGAGUACCUGUGCAAGACGAGCAAAAAACUAACAGACACCUCAUAUCGACCCAGUGGUAAGACCGCUCUGCUGAAGGCUCUGUUAAACCUGAAAAAUGGAGAGAAUGAAACAGUGGAGUACUUGCUGGACAUUGCUGAGAAAAUGGACCAUCUGGAGGAGUUAGUGAAUGCAGCAUAUACAGACUGCUACUACAGAGGGCAGACAGCUCUACAUGUAGCCAUUGAGAGGAGGAGUAAGCGUUUUGCUGAGUUACUCAUUCAGAAAGGGGCUAACGUCCAUGCAAAGGCCUGUGGGAGCUUCUUUCAGCCUCGUGACGGAACAUGUUUUUACUUUGGGGAGCUUCCUCUGUCUUUGGCUGCCUGUACCAAUCAGAAGGAGAUGGUGGACCUGCUGAUGAACAACAAUGCAGACGCGAGGCAGAGAGAUUCUCAGGGCAACACUGUGCUUCAUGCCCUCGUGAUGGUGGCCGAUAACAGCCCUGAGAACACAGACUUUGUCACCUCCAUGUAUGACUACAUCCUUAUCAAAGCUCACAUGAAUCCAAAACAGAAGAAGCUGGAGGACUUUGAAAACAAUCAGGGGUUCACUCCCAUCAAGCUCGCUGCAAAGACAGGAAAGAUUGGGCUGUUUGAACACAUCCUGCAUCGUGAGUUCCAGCAGGAACAGUGCAGGCACCUGUCCCGAAAGUUCACAGAAUGGGCGUACGGUCCUGUUUAUGCCUCCCUCUACGACCUGGCCUCCGUCGACACCUACGACAACAACUCUGUCCUGGAGAUAGUCGUAUACAGCACAGAGAUGCCUAAUCGUCUUGAGAUGCUCCAGAUUGAACCUCUCAAUAACCUGCUGGAAGACAAAUGGAACAGAUUUGCACAUCGGAUAUUCUUAUUUAAUUUUAUCUGUUAUCUCAUAUACCUCGGCAUCUUCACAGCCAUUUGUUGUCACCAUAAAGAUGAUGAGGACCUUUUUCCAUUGAAGACCACCAAAGGCUACCUGUACCUUGCAGCUGGGCUCUUUGUACUUGCUGCAUCGAUAUAUUUCUUCAUUAAAGGGCUGAUGGACAUGAAGAGAAAACCUCCAAGACUGCGAACACUGCUGAUAGAUGGUUAUUCUGACCUGCUCUUUUUCUUUCAGGCAGUGUGCUUCCUGCUCUGUGUGGGGCUGUAUGUGUCUAAGAAGAAGGAGUAUCUGGCUUUUCUGGUUGUCUGUCUGGCCCUGAGCUGGAUCAAUCUUCUCUACUUCUCCAGAGGAUCCCAGCACAUGGGCAUCUACAGCGUUAUGAUCCAGAGGAUGAUCCUUGGUGACAUCCUGCGCUUCCUCUUUGUCUACUUUGUCUUUCUCAUUGGGUUUUCAGCAGCUGUGAUGACGCUGCUUUAUGAGACGCCAAACCAGAACAACCAGACAGCCCCUGGCCGCGGGCGCUCGUUAUUCAAAGACUCGUCAGAAGACUGCACAAAGCCCACCUUCAAAAACAUCUAUUUCACCACUCUGGAGCUGUUUAAGUUCACCAUCGGCAUGGGAGAUCUGGAGUUCACCGAGCAGUAUCAGUACAAGCAUGUGUUUUAUGUGCUGCUUAUUUCAUAUAUAGUACUCACAUACAUCCUGCUGCUGAACAUGCUGAUCGCCAUGAUGAGCAAGAGGGUGGAGAAGAUGUCCGAGGAGACCACCAACAUCUGGAAACUGCAGCGUGCCAUCACCACCUUAGAUCUGGAGAGAAGUCUUGGUCGGUGCCUGAGAACAAAACUGCGCUCAGGAGUGGAUAAAGACCUGGGCAAGAAAGAGAAGGACGUGCGGCGGUGCCUCAGAGUGGAAGAAGUCAACUGGAACAAAUGGAACCGCAACCUUGGCAUCAUCAGCGAGGAUCCUGGAGACUUCAUAAGAUCCCCACCAGCUCCCAGACCUCAGAGAGGGCAGAGCUGGCGUGGGUUCUUGCGGGACUUCAGCCGACGGACGCCCAACACCCUCGCCCCUCCGGAAGAGCAGGAGAUGAGACCUCUGACGUCGGUUUAACAGAGCAGUGUGUCUCUUCCAGACACCACCGCAGGAGGGCAGGCCAGGGUGUUUCAGGGUAGAGAUCUGAUUGGAGAGUCUGAAAGAAGGGUCCCCGACCUUACUUUACAGCAACUAGCACUGCUAUCUUCUGUUGUUACAAGCUGUUGUUUUGGUGCUAUAUAGAACCCUUUUUUAAAAAAGGUUCUAUAUAUAACCAUAUACAUCACAUUCUCCAUCCAAGAACCAUUUCACCAUACAGAGAACCCCUUAAGCAUGCAAAUGAUUCUUUGUGUUCAUGGUUCUCUAUAGAACCAUUGUCUUUACUAAAAAACCCUUGAGGAACCAUCUUUUUUUGGAGUGUAGCUCCAACCUUACCUCUCUAUUCUGUACACUUCCAGCAAGAAGGGUAACCAGAUUCAGCACAGGUGCUCAAGGGCCACCUGGCAAUGGAAACAAUGACAAAAUGUGUGAUCAUGGAUUUGUAACUGCACCACGCCGUACCACACUGUCCAGUGGAAAAGCCCUACAAGGCUCAUUUGUUCCUAAAGGAAAAGUCAUAUUCUGUAUAGUUUCUCCUAGACGUGUUAAGCUCUAUCUAAGAAAUAACACGCUUUGAUCAAAACAUUGGCUUACAGAUGACAACAGUUUUACUUACAUUAGAAGUAACAGUUACAGUACUGCGCAAAAGUCAGAGACCACCUUUCACUUAUUUCAUGUACAGUCAAAACGGCCAUAAAGUACAAGCCAUAUAUAUUUCAGGGGAUAUUUCUGAGAUUAGACAUAAGAUGAUACACUCACAGAAGGAAGUUAAAGAAAGAACUGGGAAAAAACAGGAUCUUCCAAAACUAAUCUUUCUAAAAAAUCCUUUAAAUGUAUAUAGAAAAGACUGAAAGUUGUGUUCAAGACCUGGUAGACCCCCAAAACUGUCCCUAUAAAAACAGAUAAAACAGUCAUUAAAGCUUUCAUCUUUGAGAGAGAGGAGAAAAUCAAGCUCAUCAGAAAGAAAAUCUUUCUCCAUCCUUCCACUGUGAGAAGAUAACUCAACAUCUUUCAAAGGAUCAAGGAUCUUUCGAAAUUGGGGUCUAAAAAAUCCUUUAAAUGUAUAUAGAAAAGACUGAAAGAUUUGUUCAAGACCUGGUGGAGCGGAAAAACAUCCCUGCAGAUGGAAACUGUAAUAAAGAGCAGGGUGUUCACGCGAGUAUUCACCACUAUUAAAGGAGGCACUGCUUUCGCACAAGUCGCGCAGCCAUGCCGUACAUAAGCGAAGCUUUUGUCUGUCUAACAACUUGUUCUCUAACCAGCUCACCUCUCUCUCUUUCUCUCUCUCUCUCUCUCUCUCUCCACACACCCCCAGGAUGGUUCCAAGCCCCACUUCUCCAUAGGAAAAUUAACAAAGUGCAAUAAAUGCAGGAGAACAUGUAACCUAACUUGAACACGAUGCAGUGUAUUUAGUUGUUGAGGCUUCUGUGUAAUUUUAAAACAUUUUAACACUGCUCUUAUAUUUUAAGAGCGUUUUAACUUUUGAAGUUAUGGGAGUUUAAAACGGCGCCUCUACGUGAGCGCAAACAGCCAAUGAGCUGCUCUGCUCACCAACCAAUCAGCACUCUGUAGCAGUACUGCUAGAAUGUUGCAGCCCAAAACCCAUUUGCUGUAGAAAAAAAGGAAAUAUACAGGUAAUUUUUGUCUGCUUUUUUAG